Messenger RNA from Juglans regia (Persian walnut), 405 nucleotides. RefSeq lists its product as uncharacterized. The record is from RefSeq and is a predicted model, not a curated record. Bases 1 to 405 code for a protein of 134 amino acids. The transcript is spliced from 2 exons. NCBI's taxonomy places the organism in Eukaryota, Viridiplantae, Streptophyta, Magnoliopsida, Fagales, Juglandaceae.
AUGGCAGCUUCAUGGAGAGAAUGGAAGAAGAUCAGUGGGAUACUGGAAGUGUAUGAGAGGGCAUCAGGGCAAAAGCACAAAACAACUAUCCUUUUUAGUCCUAUAGUUGGUGCUGAGUUAAGGGCGGAUAUCAUCAAGGAUUGUGAGGCUAGAGUUCAAAAUAAUUGUGAGAGGUAUCUUGGUAUGCCAAUCAUGGUUGGCAGGUCAAGAUAUCAUGCUUUUAGCAAAAUCAAGGAUCGGGUUUGGCAGAAGUUGAGCAAUUGGAAAAACCAGUUUUUGUCUCCUUCAGGUAAAGAAGUGCUAUUAAAGGCAGUUAUUCAAGCUAUCACAACGUAUUAUAUGAGUGUUUUCAAAUUGCCAAAGAAGUUAUGUCAGGAGAUUGCAUCUCUUAUGGCAAAAUUCUAG